AUGGUGCAGCGGCGCGCCAGUGAUCUCCACGGAGGGUUGGGUGUCGGCGUCGGGGUGUCGGGGGGAAGAUGCAUCGGUAGUCGGAGGCCAGACAGAGAAGGAGAUGGAGAGGAGAGACUGAGGAGGGCAGGGAAGAGGAGAGAGGCGCCGUCGUCUGAAACUGUGGGGGAAAGAAGAAGAGAAGGAGAGGAGGAUGCGGUUGGGGUUGGGGUGAUCCGGUACGGAAUCGUGGGGGUGGGGAUGAUGGGGCGGGAGCACGUGCUGAACCUGCACCACCUCCGCGAGGAGGGCGCCCUCGUCACGUGCGUCGCCGACCCCCACCCCGACUCCCUCGCUCUCGCCCUCCAACUCCACCGAUCCCUCCUCCACCACAACAACAACUCCUCCCCUCCUCCCCAAGCAUUCUCGGGACACCGCGAGUUAUUAGACAGUGGGCUCUGCGACGUGGUUGUUAUAUCGUCUCCGAACAUGACUCACUUUGAAAUCCUUAUGGACGUCAUCCACCAUCCGAGGCCUCACCACAUUCUUGUCGAGAAGCCGUUGUGCACCACCAUUGAAGAUUGCAGAAAGGUCAUAGAGGCUGCUAAAAAGAGACCCGAGAUUCUUGUGCAAGUUGGACUAGAGUAUCGGUACAUGCCUCCGGUGGCUAAACUAAUCGAAGUUGUUCAAAGCGGCACGCUGGGGCAAGUAAAAAUGGUGGCGAUUCGCGAACAUCGGUUUCCUUUUCUCGUUAAGGUCAACAACUGGAAUAGAUUCAAUGUUAAUAGUGGCGGAACGUUGGUCGAGAAGUGUUGCCACUUCUUCGACUUAAUGCGGCUGUUUGCAGCUGCAAAUCCAGUUCGCGUGAUGGCUUCUGGAGCUAUUGAUGUUAACCAUAAGGAUGAAGUUUACGAUGGAAAGGUACCUGAUAUUAUUGAUAAUGCGUUCGUCAUCGUGGAGUUCGACAAUGGUUCUCGUGGAAUGCUUGACCUUUGCAUGUUCGCUGAGGGCAGUAAGAAUGAGCAGGAGAUUUCCGUCGUCGGAGACAUCGGAAAGGGCGAGGCUUUUGUUCCGGAGAGUAUAGUGAGGGUCGGAAGCAGAAAAGAAGGUCGGGCUGGAGUUGUAACAAUAAAGGCCGAGGAUAAGCGAAUCAAGUAUGAUGGGCUGCAUCAUGGAUCGAGCUACUUGGAACACCUAAACUUCUUGUCUGCAAUCAAAGCUCGUGGCAGCGGCGCCCCGUCCGUCAGCUUAAUCGACGGACUGUACUCCGUUGCUAUGGGCGUCGCUGGCCAGCUUUCGAUCGAGAAAGGCCGAUUCGUCACCAUCGAAGAAGUCUUAACUGGCUAACCAAGAUGUUUGAGCGGCUGCGCGAAGCUAUUUCGACUGUUCCUUUUAUGAUGAAUAAUAGAUCCAUGAAGUGUUGUUUUUUCAAGUGGUGUAUCCACAAAAAGGUUGUGAAAUUUGUUAGUGCUCUUCAAUGGCUUGAUAUUAGGUAUUGCUUCUCCUUUAAAGGGCCGUUUAGUUGGACGCAAUUAUAUAUGCAUGUGUAGUUAGAUAUAUGUAUCUUGAAAAUACAGCAAUUAUAAUUACACGUCUUAUUUGAUUAUAUGUGAUAGAAAAUAUUAUAAUCAUAUAUAAUUUAUUUAGUUGUAUGCA
Messenger RNA from Ananas comosus (pineapple), 1635 nucleotides. RefSeq names its product inositol 2-dehydrogenase. The record is from RefSeq and is a predicted model, not a curated record. The coding region runs from base 1 to 1326 and encodes 441 amino acids. The transcript is spliced from 9 exons. Lineage: Eukaryota; Viridiplantae; Streptophyta; Magnoliopsida; Poales; Bromeliaceae. Gene Ontology annotation, molecular function: nucleotide binding.